UAGGUCACAGACAUCCCAAGCAACGCUGCACGCGUUCUGUAACUAAACGAAUGAUCAAGUCUUGGCAGAGAGCCUUUACUCACAUAACACACUUAAGAAAUGACUAGGGAACACCUUCAAGGUUUUCAAAAUGAGUUGCACCACUGAAACUCGAAUAUUGCGUGCAUUACUGUGGACGAGGAAAAAAGUUUGGUCACGUGAUACGCCCACCGGAACGAACGUCAUACUGCAAGAAAACCUGACUAGGUUUUACACGCCACUUGCAGAUCCAUAAGUAUCUCCUGGCAUACUGCAAAGGUCUGAUGGCUGGAAUACAGCUUAUUACAGUGCUUCUCUGGGCAGUCAUUUCGACUGUGCAAGGUGGUGAAGGUGGCUCUAUGCACACCAAACAAUGUCCAGCUGUUAAGUUCAUCCCAGAAGAGCCUGAUGCUGGCAAGUGUUUCUUUAGCCAAAAGUGCAGCAAGCUCAAAUGUGUGGCAGAGGCAGGUGGCCACAAAUUAACUGCUGGUCUUAAAGUAAGCAGAUGUGGUAAAUCUCUUGUUGCGUCAGUUAAAUUGCAGCAGCCAGAAGUUGACCUGGACUGGUUUGAGAGGCUGAAAGAUGGUGAAAAGGCUAAAUUGCCUAUCAAAGCAAGUAGUUUUUCCGGAGGAUUGGCAGUUUCUGAUGCCAAGCUGUACGUGCAAGUUCAACUGAAGGAGAUUCAAGACAACAAAGUCAAUUUCACGGUCACUCUGGUUGGGCAUGUGACAGCAUUAGGUGAAACUACCUCAGUGAAUACUGUGCUGAUUCAAGGACAGAUCUUUGUAUCAUCUGUUGCAGACUGUGGUUCGUGGUUUAGUGAACAGUCAACUGCCGUGAAAGUUCUUGUGAUUUUGCUGCCAUUAACCGCAGGGAUUUUGGUGGCUCUCACUGUUGCCUUUUGCUGUUGUAAAAGAGGACGGGAUGGCACUCGCCUAUAUGUUAACAUAUUCAAGUCUCGCAAUGAUGGCUUUGGAAUGCGACGUUUGUCUAAUGACAUUUAAUUUUUGUUAAAAAGGAAACUAUCAAGUGUGCGUAAAGGCAAGUUUUAGAACUAGAAAAUUGUCUUGUAAUUGUCUCGAGUGCAUUUUAUUGACUGUCUCAGAACAGAAAUGGAAGGAACGACCAAUCAGAACAAAAAGGCGAAUCUCAUGAGCCAAUGAAAAUGCAAUGUGUUCUGCACGCGAAAAAAUGCACACGAUCGAGUCGCGAUUGGCUCGAGUUUUGCUUCUUAUUGGUUAAGAAGUUCGAACGUUUCUUUUUUUUUUUUGACCGAUCAAAGAGUGAGGUGAAGUAAAACCGAUGUUAUUCCGAGUUAAUUCGGAUACUUAUUUGAGAAAAUUUGUCGAAGCAGAGCUUCAUUGACCUAAGUAAUGAGGAUAAAAAAAGAGCCCGGUAUUUAUAUAUUUAUAUCCAUUUUUGCCGUAUUGUUAUGACCCUGAGACCGUGCAACGUCCCUGGGAUUUUUUGCAAGGGGUAGGGGAGGGGAGGCGGGAUAUUAUACUAAGGAUUUUUUCGCAGCACGUACUGAGAGUAAAGUGUCUUGUAACGAACUUAUUUACUGGUCUUUAACUCAAAUAAAGUAAAGUAAAACAGGGCUCUUAAAAACCGUCAGUGGUAGCCUAGUAGUUGUGUCUGUGACCAACGAACACGGGCGGGAUACAGUGCAAACUUCACUUGUAUUGGAUGGGUGACUGAAGCACGCAAGUUAAAUUGUUUUGGUGGUACAAUGUUACGAACCAAUAUUCACUUCUUUUAAAUUACGAAAGGUAAACACUCAUACUGUGGAGCUAAAGAAAACCAUUCGUUGCACACAGAAAUUAUUCUUGUUUUAUUGAGCUUGUACAGCUACACAAACGUGUUUAAAGAAAACCCUACAUGAAUGUAGAUCUUUUUCUUACUAGAUUCCAAUGAAUAACAACUCUAAGUAUGUGGCUUAUGUUUGGUUUCGUGCGGGAAACUUACCCAAAGU
Messenger RNA from Stylophora pistillata, 1990 nucleotides. RefSeq lists its product as uncharacterized. The record is from RefSeq and is a predicted model, not a curated record. NCBI's taxonomy places the organism in Eukaryota, Metazoa, Cnidaria, Anthozoa, Scleractinia, Pocilloporidae.